UACAGGAGCCGUAUACCGGAGAGCCCAGGGUGACGGCGCGGAGCCUGUGCACAAUGACUACUAAGUAGCUGGAAGAAGCUUCACAAUCUCAUCCAUAGAACAGAUUUCCAGCCUUUACUAACAAUUCAAGAUCCUGGGCUCAUCUACCUACAACCCCCAUCAUCCCAGAUAUUCGGGCUACCACAGCCUAGCCUGCCCGGACAUGAGGAGUCAGAGUCGUGGUCAGAGUCCGCCCCAUCACCACUUCUGCUGUGCAGCCGGGAUUGGCUCUCUGCCCUCAGCUCAUACUGCACUCGGGAUAUAUAUACCCUCCAUCCUGAGCACGAGGCCUCCCAGCAGUAUGAGCAGGAAGACCAAGAGUAUCAUAACUCACACCGUUUCUUCUGGAUCCACAAUGCGUAAAGCGACCGGCCAGUCUGGAAGUGGAGUUCAAAGGUCAAGGAAAUGGUUGGCCAUUCCCCGACUGUCGAUUAAGCGCCAGUUUGGUCAAAUGCGGCCUCCGUUUCUGCGUUUCCGCUCCUGGCAGCUUCUUAAACCCCUGGCAAAGGCUGGAUUACGUCCAACUACAAGAGUCAGCAGGGCGGUCUACACCAGGGCUCCCACUCGCCUCCUAUCCCGCCUGUGGGGACUGCUGAAUGAGGUCAGCCUGCCUCACUGGCUGCGUCGUCCUCUGCUUUCCAUGUAUGUGUGGGCUUUCUCUGUGAACAUGCAAGAAGCUGAGGUGGAAGAUCUGAACCGCUACAGGAACCUAGGGGAGCUCUUCAGACGUCCAUUAAAGUCCACGGCUCGAAGCAUUUCUCCUCAGUACUUAGUCAGUCCCUGUGACGGUCGGGUCCUACACUGUGGCCGAACACGUGGCUCACAGAUUGAACAAGUGAAAGGUCUCACAUAUUCAUUGGAGAACUUCUUGGGACCUCAAGAUUGGCGGGAAUCAGAAAACUCAGGUGUUUCAUUUCUGCAGCAGUUGGGCGUACGUCCCACCACCCGACUCUACCACCAUGUUGUGUACUUGGCUCCAGGUGAUUAUCAUCGAUUCCAUUCCCCAACUGACUGGAGCAUUCAGCAUAGAAGACAUUUUCCAGGUUCCUUGCUUUCAGUCAGCCCCCAUAUCGCUCGUUGGGUCCCUGGAUUGUUUUGUCAAAAUGAACGUGUGGUCCUCAGUGGGCAGUGGCAGUUUGGCUUCUUUUCCCUUACAGCUGUAGGUGCCACAAAUGUUGGCUCUAUCCACAUCUAUGGUGAUUCAGAAUUGCACACAAACCAUUCUCGUCAUGUGAAAGGAAAAUAUCAUGACUGCAGCUACAUAGAACAACAUGGAGCCACUGGCCUGGUCUUGGCAAAGGGGGACCCUCUGGGAGAAUUUAACUUUGGCUCUACCAUUGUUCUGGUGUUUGAGGGACCUCGGAAUUUUACAUUUCAAAUGAAAAACGGAGAGAAAGUUUUCAUGGGCGAAGCGCUGGGGACACUGUGACUCCUCCAAUGUGAUCAGGACUUAGGUGCAGGACACCGAAUACUUACACAUUUUAUGUUUUUAUCCGGUUAAUAAAGAGAGUUUAUAAUAACAUGUAAAAA
Bufo gargarizans (Asiatic toad) is the source of this 1569-nucleotide messenger RNA. RefSeq names its product phosphatidylserine decarboxylase proenzyme, mitochondrial-like. Gene Ontology annotation, cellular component: mitochondrion. The record is from RefSeq and is a predicted model, not a curated record. The coding region runs from base 203 to 1468 and encodes 421 amino acids. Lineage: Eukaryota; Metazoa; Chordata; Amphibia; Anura; Bufonidae. Gene Ontology annotation, biological process: phosphatidylethanolamine biosynthetic process. Gene Ontology annotation, molecular function: phosphatidylserine decarboxylase activity. The transcript is spliced from 9 exons.